UUAUUAGUAAGCAGGAGUUCCGAGGGGACAGUGAAGGCAGCAGCAGCCUCUUGUUGUGUUCAGGGGCAGCAGUGGCCUGUUGUCGCCGAUGGAGAUGUGAUUCAGUUGUAGAUUAAACUUUCCCUUCAGUAUGCUCCGGUGUGUUAACGGGCUGCUCUUCUCCAGACACCGACACUAGAGGCGGAGGAAGAGCCGGGUUCCAGCUGCUCUACGGCGGGAGGAGCUCCCGAUGCUACUUAGCUUCACUGUUAGCAUCUUAGCAGCCGCUCCGUCAAUUGAAGGCAUCACUGUUCCCGCUCAUAGUCUAUAACCAGUCUAUGACAGCAGCAGAAUGACCUCAGCCUCCACAAAAGUUGGAGAGAUCUUCUCUGCAGCUGGAGCUGCCUUCACCAAACUAGGAGAGCUCACCAUGCAGCUGCAUCCAGUGGCAGACUCCAGUCCUGCAGGUUCCCAUCUUCCCUCCAGUGGUCAAACGAAGAACACGGUGAAGAGGAAGCUGUAUGAGGACGUGGCUCUGCCUGCUGCAGAUGGGCCCAAGAAGGUCGUCAAGAAAGCCACGGUUACUGUUGCCAUGGCGACACAGGGCACUCCAACCAUCAUCUCUGUGCCCACAGCUCAGGUUGUCAUGCCUUCAGGACUACAGGGUCCCCCCUCCAACCAGCCCCCCUUGAAGAAACAGAAGACUGCAGAUGUGACCCUCAGUGCUCUGAAUGACUCAGAUGUCAACAGUGAUCUUGUGGACAUUGAGGGACUGGGUGAAGGAUCCAACUCCAAGAAACUCAACAACUUUGAUCAAGAUAACCUGAACCUGGACUCCAGCCUCAUCAUGAAUCCCAGUGACCUCCCUCUGCUCUCCCGCUGACCUUUGACCUGUGACCUUCACUUAAACAAUGGACUAAACAGUCAAAAUAAGUAGAAAUAAAAGUGACUGAUGCUGAUCCACCACGUUACAGUAAAUAUAACUGUUGAUUAUGUGGGGUCAUACAGGACUCAUCCGACUGUGAGUCUGUUGGAAUGUGUUUGGAUCAUUUUUACUGAAAGACAUUUUUAUUUCGUCCUCACUGACUUUUAUUUUGUAGGGACACAAUCUUUUAGCAGUGGGGUUCACACUUCCUGUGUUUUUAAAGAAAAGCCAGGAAACAAACAGGAAACAGUUUUAUUGUUUCUUGUUCAGGCUCAACACAUUUAAUCAGCAGAUGUGAACAGUAGACAGAGUAGUUACAGAGAGUAGUUCAGUGUAUUCCUCCUCUCAGCUUGUCACUGUAUUAGAGGUUAAAGGUCAUGAAGGGUCAUUCACCUGCCUUUGAUGACUGAAGAAGAAUCAUCAUUAUCAUCAUCAUCCACUUAAUAUUAGUGGCUGAAAAAUGUGUGAAAACCAGUUCUCUAGCUUUAAUUCCUAAUUAGGUAAUUCAUAACUUAAGAUCCACGUACUAGCUUUUUUCAGAGCUUCCAGGUCUUCAUCAGAUGAUGAAGAUUGCCCAGUUGUAAUGGAGUUUGGUACUCUGAUCCUCCUCAUCCUCCGAUGAAGACUGGGAGAUGUGGAAAAAGCUCACAGAGUCAUGGACUUUGAGUUUUUCUUUUAUUUAAGUUAAACAACUUAAAUAAUAUGAUGAAAUUGAGUUUUGUUUUUUAAAGUCUGGUAAAUUCACUUUCUUUCAGCAAGCAAUGAGGAGAUCGCUGAUCUCGUGUCCCUCUUUGCUUGAAGUACAGAGGAGGUUAGCCUAGCUUAGCAUAAAGACUGGAAGCGGGGGGAAACAGCUAGCCUCCUACAACAGCCGUGACCUCCAGGGAUCAGAGAUGAAGUGUUGGUUAAGAGCUGUCUGGACAGAACCAGGUUACCUAGUAACAGUCUUAAAAUGUUGUGACAGUAACUGUAUACUGUCACAACAUUUUCAGACUGUUACUAGGUCAGUGUGGUCAGUGUGAGGUCAGAUAUUACAUCACUGUCCCAUGGCAAUAACUCAUAUUUAUACCAGACUGAUUAUUAAACUUAAUGAUAGCGGUUGAGCUGUGACAAGUCAUGUGUUGGUUCUUCAGUACAAACUGUGUCUCUCAUUAUAACCUGAGAUUAACCUGCUUUACACUGACGAUGAUGAUGGAUCAGGAUGUUUUCUCAGUAUUUAUAACCACACAGUGAAAAGUUAAACUCGUCCCAUUGUGGUAAAUAAUAGCUUCAUAACAACUGUGCUAAUGUGCUGAUGAAGAUGAAGUUGAGAUGUAGUUGAAAGCUUUCUUUGGUAAUAACUCAAGUUGUCAAAUCAACAUUAUUUUUUAAUAAAAAUAGAGCUGAU
Messenger RNA from Seriola dumerili (greater amberjack), 2291 nucleotides. Its product is annotated as chromatin complexes subunit BAP18-like. The transcript is spliced from 5 exons. NCBI's taxonomy places the organism in Eukaryota, Metazoa, Chordata, Actinopteri, Carangiformes, Carangidae. The coding region runs from base 332 to 862 and encodes 176 amino acids. Gene Ontology annotation, cellular component: NURF complex; MLL1 complex. The record is from RefSeq and is a predicted model, not a curated record.